Messenger RNA from Dichomitus squalens LYAD-421 SS1, 633 nucleotides. RefSeq lists its product as uncharacterized. Lineage: Eukaryota; Fungi; Basidiomycota; Agaricomycetes; Polyporales; Polyporaceae. Bases 1 to 633 code for a protein of 210 amino acids. The record is from RefSeq and is a predicted model, not a curated record. The transcript has 4 exons.
AUGAUUCUUCCAUUAAUCUGGGAUCAGUGCCUUUCAGAAGCUGUCAAGGACUACGAGAGCGCAUACAAAAAAUACGAGGCAGCGCUGCGCAAGCACACUGAUGCAGCCCAGAAGCAUGAAGCCGAGGUGGCAGCGCUUCGCACCCAGGCCGCGUGCCCCGACAUCGAUCCGAGGCAGCGCACAAAACUGGACAAGAAGGUGAAGGAACUGGUGGCGAAGGCUCCGAAGGCGCCACUCAAACCCACACCACGCAUGCAGCAGAACGAGGUGCCCCUGAUGUUGUCUCUCGGGGGCGCACUGAAACUUCUCUUGGGUAGCUCGACGUCUGCUCCAGAUCGUUUACGUGGGGCACAACUGCUGUUCUCAUACCUGCAAGAGUUCAAGCGGAUUUAUGGGCUGGAUGCGAUGGUGCCGAACCAUCACUUCGCAACGCACAUCCCGCAACAGCUCGAAGAGUUCGGCACCGUAUAUGAAAUAUGGGCAUUCCUGGCAGAACGCCUCAACAAAACACUCAAGAGUACCAAUCAAAACAACCGGCGUGGAGGCCAGCAAGAGGUCACCAUGAUGCGCGAGUUUGAUCGCCACAUGCAGGUCCGGGCCAUUGUACUGACCUUUACGUUACGGCACACAUGA